Molecule: messenger RNA, 4098 nt
Organism: Menidia menidia (Atlantic silverside)
Lineage: Eukaryota; Metazoa; Chordata; Actinopteri; Atheriniformes; Atherinopsidae
Source: the annotation of a GenBank genome assembly
AUGGAAUCUCCACUGGACGAGACAACUGUUCACCUGUCCACCAAACAAAGAUACUUCACCUCAGGUUCCUCAACAGACAUGCCAGUGAAUGGGCGUGUGCGUCGCUCAGAUCGGAUGCCUGAUAUCACCCAUCUGGAACUGCUGGUGGUUGUGGGGCCUGAUGUUCAGCAGUUUCACAAGCAAGAUACAGAGCGAUACAUCCUAACCAACCUCAACAUUGCCUCUGAGCUGCUGAGAGACAUGACCCUGGGUGCCAAUAUGAGGGUGCACCUGGUUCGCAUGAUCAUCCUGUCAGAGCCAGAGCCAGAGAUUAAAAUGUCCACCAACAUCACCUCUUCUCUUAAAAGUGUGUGUGACUGGGGCAGACGCAUCAACCCAUCUAACGACACCGACCCGCUACACGCUGACCUCCUGUUGUAUAUUACAAGGUAUGACUUGGCACUCCCUGACGGGAACAAGCAUGUCAGGGGAGUAGCACAGCUGGGCGGGGCCUGCUCCACUGAAUGGAGCAGUGUGAUCACAGAGGACACUGGCUUCGAUCUGGGGAUCACCAUCGCCCAUGAAAUUGGCCACAGUUUUGGGAUCAACCAUGACGGUGUUGGAAACACCUGCAGUAGGAGCGGCUUCAUGAUGGCCGCUGACGGAGGCUACAACAGCGUGGACCUGACCUGGUCCCCGUGCAGCCGACAGCAGAUUAUGACUUUCUUCAGUGAAGGCAGAGCAGAAUGUGUAAAAGACUUGCCGGCAUUGGGGGGCUCCUUACAAGACUGGAAACCUGGGCUGUACUAUGGGGUGGAUGACCAGUGCCGCAUAGCCUUUGGAAGCACGGCAAGAGCCUGCACCUUCACUAAUCCUGAUCUGCCGGCUUGUCGCGUUCUGUCGUGUCACGUUAACCCCGGUGAUGACAGCUCCUGCAAACGUCUCCUGGUUCCGCUGCUGGACGGGACAGAGUGUGCUCCUAAUCAGUGGUGUUUGAAAGGGCGUUGUGUGUCCCCAGAUGAUCUUGGCACCUCCGUUGUUGUUCACGGCUUCUGGUCCAGUUGGUCCGAGUUUUCCUCCUGCUCACGGACGUGUGGUGGGGGAGUCACACUCCGCACACGACAGUGCAACAACCCGAGGCCUGCUUUUGGGGGAAAUGAUUGUGAGGGUCCAGAUGUUGAGGCUGAACUUUGUCAUCUGCAGCCUUGUGCGCGCACCCAGCUGGAUUUUAUGGCGGAGCAGUGUUCACAGACAGAUCUUCAGCCCCUCUACCUGCUGCCACAGGCUGCCUCCUUCUACACCUGGAUCCCUGCUCUUGGUUUUGUAAAAGAGGAUGAGCAGUGCAGAUUUAUGUGCCAGUCGGAUGGAGAAAACUUCAUUGUGAGCCGUGGCUCUCAGUUUGUUGAUGGAACACGCUGUGAGUCUGACAGUUUGACUUCUUUUGGCACCAUUGCUGCUUGUCUGAGAGGCAGAUGCCAGCUCUUUGGCUGCGAUGGUGCACUGCACUCUGGGAAAGUGCGGGAUGUCUGUGGAGUGUGUGGUGGCAAUGGAUCAACAUGUACUUUAAAAUCUGACUCCUUUAAUGGUGGCAAGGCCAGAGAGUACACAACCUUUCUUACUCUGCCAGUGAAUGCCACACAGGUUCAUAUUGUCAACAGGGCACCUGUCUUCACUCAUAUGGCCGUUUUAAUUGGAGAUCAGUACAUUGUGUCUGGAAUAGGCACAAUAGCGCUGAAUGUGACCCAUCCCUCCCCAUUGGAUGAAAACCAUAUAAAGUAUCACAUACACCUUACAGCUGAUCUUUUACCUGAGAUGGAAGAACUGAUAGUACCUGGACCACUGACACAACAGAUGGACAUACAGGUCUUUCGCAAAUAUGGAAGAGAAUAUGGUGAAAAAACAAAUCCAAACAUCAGCUAUCAGUUUUAUGUCCCUACAAAAAACAGCAACUUGACUGAACCCAUUUUGAGAGGCAAAUGGACUGCUGUCACAUCACCUUGCUCCGUCUCUUGUGGAUCAGGUGUGCAGAAGCUUGAUUAUGUCUGUGUGGAUGAAAACACCAACAUCACUUUGCAGGAACACCACUGUAAAGCGCCUGCUCCAGAGAGACCACUCCACACAACCUGUCAGCUCUCGCCCUGUCCCCCCAGGUGGGAUGUUGGAAAGUUUGGGACUUGCAGUGCCUCCUGUGGAGGUGGAGUGAGGGUGCGUUCUGUCCAAUGUGUUCAAAAACUUGGGUCUGAUGUGGUAAUGGUUCCAGACUCUGAAUGCUCCUCUCAAACUGCUCCACACACGACUGAAAAGUGUAACAUGCACCAUUGUCCAGCUAGAUGGCAUGUGUCAGAGCCAGGGGAGUGCUCAGCAGUGUGUGGGCCAGGAGAAGCAAAACGAGCUGUAUCAUGUGUGCGGCCAGAGAAUGGUCAGGAUAUUGAAGUGGACCAAAGAUUUUGCUCAAAGCUCAGCAUGCCAUCAGAUUCUGUGCCAUGUGUGGUAGAUGUCUGCCCCAUUGGCUGGGAAUCCAAAGGGGAGGAGGAUCGCAUUUUAAAGUCUGGUUUGUCACCACGCUCCAGACAGACCCCUGUGUAUGUUUGGAGUCCUGUUAUCGGCCAAUGCUCAAAGACCUGUGGCAAUGGAACCCUCCAAGUUUGGUUUUCUUGUGUGGACCACCAUACAAGACUGGGGGUCCCGGACUUCAACUGUGAUGCUUCUACCAAGCCUAAUCCUCAGUCUGAGAUCUGUGGCACUUCUCCAUGUCCUGCUAUGUGGCGCUCUAAGCAAGGGGUGUGCAGUGUAACAUGUGGAGGAGGGGUAGCCAACAGGGUGCUGUACUGCGCUCUAGAGGCAGAGGGAGAAGAGGAGGUGGUAGAGGAUUAUCAAUGUAGCAGCUUUCCCAAACCCACAGCAGUGGUUGCCUGUAAUACUCACAGCUGCCCUGCCCGGUGGAAGGUUCUCGGGACAUCGCCGUGCUCCGUGUCCUGUGACCUGGGUGUGGCUCAGCGGAACGUGUCCUGUGUUCGUUUUAUUCAUGGGAAGGAGAGCGUGGUUCUGGAUGAAAGCUGCCAUGCAGCCGUCAAACCAGCCACUACGGUCCCCUGCCUGGUGCAGGUCUGCACCUUCAGGUGGGAAGUGAAGCAAUGGAGCCAGUGUUCAGUCCCCUGUGGAUACGGAAUCCAGUCCAGAGCCGUUUCCUGCAUGGGGCCCUCCAAACCAGAGCCACUCAGCCCUCUGUUUUGUAUGCACAUGCCCAAACCAAUCACCAUCCAGGGCUGCCAAAUGGGCAGCUGCAGCGAUGCAGUCUCCGACACCACCACUGCAAUCACGAUUAGUCUUACAGAGAGACCUCUUCCACCUCCCACUACGGCCCAUACAGAUGCAACACAGCAACGCAUACGGCUUCUUCCAGGUCCAACAGAGGCAAUAACCAGCUCCAAAACUGCCACGGCCACUCCAGCUCCUGAACCCAGUGCAUGUGGACAACUCCUCCUGGAGGAGUCGGGCACGGUGGAUUUAAAAAACGUCACCAGUCGCUGCACAGUAGCCAUAGGUCGACCCCUUGAUGAGGUCAUCCACAUUAAAGUAUUAUCAAGCUCCUUAAACUGCAGAAAAAAGGAGUAUGUAGGACUUUUUGAUCGCUUGGCUUUCAUAAGGAAGUGUGCACAGGUGGCGGGUAGCGAACUGACCACCAGAACCAAUGUCCUGCUUGUGCGUCAAAAUCUGUUCACUCCUGGAAAUGGCAUCGUGUUUGCCUACAGUUCACAAAAGAACAUGAAGAGGAGCCAUCAUCAAAAUUGCGACGUUCAGCUGUUUUCCUCCAGUGGCAUGUUUGAGAAUCCAGUAACGUCAAACACAAACCACACCUGCCGAGUGCUCAUCAACGCGCCUCCUUCAGUGAAGAUCAGAAUCCAAGCGCUGCACAUAGGAUUAGUAUUCAACGCCAGCAACUCCCAGUCCACCUACAUUAUGAUCCGGGACAUGGAUGUCUUAAAGACCAAUGUGUUUAAUGGCCACCAGCUGUUCCUGUGGCACUCCUCUGGAAAUAUGGCAGAGGUUGAAUUUCAUGGAGACUACCUGCAUUCCAAAGGGACCUUCAAAGCUGAAUAUUCCUUUGUGGGUCAAUGA